ACCCGGAAGUAGAGCCAUAAACACGUAAAGUAGUCCAUCCCUUUCCCCCAAGUAGUAUGUCACAUCGUAACGUUUCUAAAGAAGCUCUGAUCGGUUCCAUUACACUCGGGGUUGUUUUUGUCGCAGGAUAUAUCUUCGGAAAGAGGAAGUCGUCCAGAAUGAGCAUCUUUAAAAGUCAUGCCAAGGGCAAAGACAACCCACUGAUGCAGUAUGUCCUCAAUCACUCCCUGAGAGAGCACCCGGUCCUCCAGAAACUCAGGCUGAAAACGAUGGAGGACUCCUGGAGCAUCAUGAUGGUGGCCUGCGAGCAGGCGCAGUUCAUGGCCAAUUUGGCGAAACUAAUUAAAGCCAAGAAGGCGUUGGAGAUCGGUGUGUACACAGGAUACAACACACUGAGUAUGGCGCUGGCUUUGCCUGAGGACGGUGUUGUUGUUGCUUGCGACAUCAGUGAGGACUACACGAACAUCGGCAAACCGUUCUGGAAGGAGGCUGGAGUUGAGAAGAAAAUUGAUCUACGCAUUCAGCCAGCCUUGAACACCCUCGAUGAUCUCCUCUCUUCCGGCCAGGCUGAAACAUUCGACUUCAUCUUCAUAGAUGCGGACAAAGUCAACUAUGAUAAUUAUUACGAGAAGUCCCUGCAGCUGCUCAGGAAAGGAGGCGUCAUCGCAAUCGACAACGUGCUGUGGGGCGGCAGCGUGCUGAACCCGUCUCCCGAUGACGCCGACACCGUGGCCAUCGACAAGCUGAACAAGAAGCUGCACAGAGACGCUCGGAUUACCCUGAGCAUGCUAACGGUGGGAGAUGGGCUCACGCUGGCAAUCAAACUUUAAACUUAAGAAGCUUCUGGAUGGGUGACAAGUGCAAUUUAGGUUUUUUUUUUUUAAAAGAACAGCAAAAUAAAAUCAUUAAAGUUCAACAUUUCUGCAGCUAUACGACGCUCGUCAAAGCUUGCAUUUAGCCGGGCGAGUAUUUUCUUUUAAUUGUACGACUAAUUCAACCGUUUUGAGAUUUAUUUUAGUUUUAUUAUCUGAAUGAAUUCACACUGAACAUUCCUUUUAUACUCCUCAACUUCAUGUCGCUUCAUAUUGUACCGUAAUUAAACAA
Nematolebias whitei (Rio pearlfish) is the source of this 1104-nucleotide messenger RNA. Its product is annotated as catechol O-methyltransferase domain-containing protein 1. The record is from RefSeq and is a predicted model, not a curated record. NCBI's taxonomy places the organism in Eukaryota, Metazoa, Chordata, Actinopteri, Cyprinodontiformes, Rivulidae. The transcript is spliced from 7 exons. Gene Ontology annotation, molecular function: O-methyltransferase activity; S-adenosylmethionine-dependent methyltransferase activity. The coding region runs from base 57 to 830 and encodes 257 amino acids.